AUGAGUCUUAAACAAGAAUUUACAUAAACUCUUUGGGAUUAAUUUAAGUUAUCACUAUUUAAGUAUACAUUUCUCAUAAUCCUAGUAUUGCUUAUUAAAUUAUUGGAUAAAAUAACCAAUCUUUAUAAACAACCUGCUUGUUAUCUCUUAUUUAAUUUAUUCAGCUUUUAUAUUUUCCUUUUUAAAUAUAGCUUUAAUUUGCAUGGCAUAAUAUGAAUCUAUCAGGGGAAAUCUAAAAGUUUUUGUAGUAUUUUACUUUCUUAAGAAUUCUUAACUAACAGAAAACAUCCACUUAUUUAAUAGGAAUGUAUUGUGCUAUAAGUAUUGUUCUAUUAAUUGCAAUCAUUGUAUUAUUGGCGGCUAUCAUAAAAUAACUCUUGAAUAAUUAAUUUCUUAUGUUAAUACUAAGUAUUGCUUUAAAAUUAAUCAUGACAGCAGGAUUUGUUGAAAUCUUGAGAUUGCAUUUGGGAGUACAUUCUUAUUUAUAUAAUAUAGUUUUUAAUUUGUAAAAGAGAUUAUAAAGGAGAAUUAAGAAUGUUGUAUACAACUGAUUAAGUAUGUUGGACUGGCAGUUAUAUUAUUCAUGCUUGUAUAGUUGUAUUUUCAUUAAUUGUUUUGAUCUUUAUUGUAAUUAUUGGAUCUAAAUUAUUUAUUGAAGUUAGAAAUAAUAGAAAGAAUGCAUUUUCAUAAAGAGAAGGAUUUACUUACACAUUUUUAUAUGUGUAUGUAUCAUUAUCAUUGGUAGCUUACUCAUUAAUAGAACUACCUAAAUAUACUAUGAUUGUAAUCUUAAUUUAAGUUUUGACAAGUUUUCUUUUCUUUUAUAAAAUUAGAUUCAAAAAGCCUUUUUAUAAUAGAAAUAUUUAAAAAUUAUGGUAAGCUAUAAGUGGUUUAGUUUUUUAUACAAAUUUUAUGCUAUUAACUACAUUUAUAUUUGAACAUUUAGUAUUUAUUGAUACAAUGAAGGGUUGGAUUGUAUCAAUGCCAAUGCUUUUGGUUAUUCUAUUAUAAGAUGAUAGAUAAACUAUAAAUUUGUUAUAAGCUAAUAUGAUUUAAUAACUUUCUAGUUAAGAAAUAAUAUAACUUUCUGAAUUUUUGAUUGAAUUAUGUGAAUGUUUUGAGAAAGAUAAAAAUAAGGAAAUUCUUGUAUUAGGUUUUUUGGAAGUUCAUAAACAAACUUGUUUAAAUCCAUAAUGUGCUAUAAAGACAUCAAUUGAAUUGUCUAAAAAAUUUAAAGAUAAUCUUAAAUAUACAGAUAAAAGAAUUAUUUUAAAAGAAAUUAUUGAUUAAAUUUAUUUACUUGGACUUUAGACAUAUCCACUUAGUGUUGAGUUAAAGUUGCAUUAUUCUUAUUUCCUUUUAGACACUCUAGAAUAAGGUUAAAAGGCAUUAAUUGAAGUAGAUAAAGCAGAAAUGUGUAAUCCAUCUUUUGCAUAAGAAUUUUUAAUAUUUAAAAUGAGGAAAAUUAUUGAUUAAACAUUUUAGAAAUCAGCAACAAAAAAUUAAGUUAAAUACAUUUAAACAAUUGAUAGAAGCAUGAAAUAUUAAUAUAAAUAAAUUAAAUAAUUAACUGAAGAAUGUGCCUAUUAUAAAAUAUAAUUUUGGAAUACUUUACUUGAUGAAAAUCCAAAUUUAUCAUAUAUACAAAAAUAUGGAAAUUUAAUUCUUAAAUAGAUCCAUUUAUUAAAAAAAUAAUUAUUCAAAAUUCAAAGAAAUAAUCAUUUAGAUGUCUCUAUUUAUAGACUUAUAGAAAAAUUUUCUAAAUAUGUUCAUAAAUUAGAAAAUUAUAAAGGUUUUUAAAUGGGAAAUAAAUAAAAAAUUACUUCUUAAUAAUCAGAACAUUAAUAUUUAAAAAAUUAAGAUGAACUAAGCACAUAUUCAUAUCCUGUUAUAGUUUUGGAAUUGUUUGGUAAAGCCAAUUAACCAACAAUAAUAAAAAAUGUCAAUUAAGCUUUCCAUUCUUUAUUAGGAUAUUCUAAAACAGAUGUUAUUGGUAGACCAUUAUCAUUAAUCUUAUAAAAUACGUAAUUUAUUUAUUAGAUAAAAUAGAUAUUUAAAAUUACAUAAUAUUUUUGUUGAAUCUUAUUUUUCUUAAUUAAGAUAAGAUUAAGUUAAUGAAACAGAAGAAAGAUCUUAAUUUUUAGUUUCUAAAAAUAAAUAUGUUCUCUAAACUUAUAGUAUUAAUUCAAUAUACAUGUCUGAUAAAGGUGUAUUUUAAUUUUGUAGAUUGAGACAAGAUCAAUGCUAUAAUCAUUGUGCAUACUUAAUCUUUAAUUUAGAUGGCAAAAUAGAGAGUAUUUCAUCAACUUGCAUAUCUAUACUCAAUUUAGAUAUACGUUAAUUGUAAAUAAGAUAAUUAACAAUAUAAAAAUUAUUCCCUUACUUAAUGUAUAAUAAGGAUGAUUAUAUUAAUAAAAUGAAUUUGAUUGUUUUUGAAAAUCUAACAAAUUCUCUUAAUAAAAGUUCAGAUUUUGAAGAAAAAUAAAAUGACUAAUGUGUUACUAAGUAAUAUUAUGCAUAAUUAUAUGAAAUAUCUAAUAAAAAUUACUUAUUUUCUUAAGCAAAUUGUAGACAAUAAGUUUAUGGAUAUUAUUUAAAAGUUCAAUUAAAUGAAGUUUGUUAACCAAAAGAGGAUUAUUAUUUAAUCAAAAGAAAUAUUCUAAAACAUUAAUUUAAGUUUUCAAUUGAGUAAAACUAAUAUAUAUGUAUAUUAAAUUUUAUUAUAAUUGUAGUUGAACAUGUUAGCUAAUCAACUUCUUAAUAUGAAUCUAUUAAAAAUGACAGUGAAGUUUAAGAUGAACCAAAAGUUUGUAUGUUUACUUAGUAAAGUUUUCCAAGUAAAAAGUUUGUUUCUAUGACCAAUCUUAAAUUAUAAUCAGGCUUAGGCUAUGAUAUUAAAACUUUGAGAUUAUUUUAAGGAGAAAUUAAGGAAAUUAUUGAUCUAGAUUAAGAUGAAGAAGAAGAAGAAUAAAUUAGAGAAAGAACUUAAAAAUUACAAGUUGAAGAUGAAAAAGAAUAGCCAUAAUAAAUCAAAAUAUGUAAUUAGGAAGACUUAAUGUAUUAUCUCUUAGGUGUCCCUUAUUCUCCACUUUUAAAGAAACUUAUUAUUAUUCUUAAUGUUUUAAUGAUUUUAAUGUUUAUCAUUGCAAUAGUAAUGUAUAUGGUCAUUAUACAGACUCAAAGUUAAUUUGAAUCAGCAAUAACUCUUUUAGCAGCAUCUAAUUAAAGAUUUGCAUCAAUACUAAAGAUUUAAUCAAAUUUAUAAGAUUUAAGAGGAUGUUAUUUAAAUCUUGAACAAUAUACUAUGAAAUCUACAGGAGGUAGGUAUGUUUAAAUAAAUUAUGCUGAAUUGAGCAAUGAAUUAGAUAUUUUAUUACUAACUGAUAAAAUUUUAACUUCAGCUUAAAUUUAGAUUAAUAAAAAUUAUCAAACAGUUUUAGAUGAAUUUGAAUCUGCUAAUGUGUAAAUGUUCACAAAAGAUAAUAAUUCUUAUAACUUUACAUUUACUUAAGCAAUAGAAUAAAUGAUAUCUAAAGCUAUCACCUUAAAUAACUCAAAUAUAUCAUCUUUCAUAGAUGAGAAUGAAGAUUUCCAUUAUUAUCUUCAUAAUACACUUAAUUCAAUUCCGAAAUUUUAAUUAAUUUCAUAAGCCUACUAUUACUCAAAUAUUUUAAGUUUAAUAGAUGAUUUAUCUAUAGAGGAAAGUUCAUUUUUUACAUUCUAAAUCUGUUGUCUUAUAUUAAUAUUCCUAUUCUUUUAAAUAUAUGUUUAUUUUCAUUAAAAAGAUGUAAAAGAGAUUAUAUCUUUGUAUUUAGAGAUUAGAGAAAAUUAAAUUAAAAAGAUGAUUAAUUAAUUUUAAACCUUUAUUUAAUUAUUAUAAUUAAAUGAGAAUGAUGAAGUAUUUUAUAUAUUAUUAUAAGAGAUUGAAUCAAUAGAAGAUGAAGAUGAAGUAUAAGAUGAAUAAGAUUAUUAUUUAGGAGUAUCAAACAAAUAUAAAAAAAGAAAAUCAAAAUUUGAAAUGGACAAUUAUCGAAAAGUACAAGCUAACUUCCUAUUCUUUCUUACUCUACUUGUUUCCUAUUUUUCUUAUUUAUACUUUUCAUCAAGUGUAAUAUAUGUAUCUAAUUACAAUAUAGACUAUUACUGAUUAAACUAAGUCUUUAGUACCUUUAGUGAAUCUAACAUCCUAUAUGCCAACAUAAUAUAGAUUAAUAGAUAAUAGUAUAAAAGAGAUGCUUUAUGAUGAGAAUGCUAUUUUGUUUAAUGAGUUUAAUUCAAAUCAAAAAUUAUCAAAAGAAUUAGAAGAAGUCAAACUUUUGGAUGCAGAACUUCAUGCCUUGAAUUAAUAGAAUGAAUUAAUUCUAUCUGAUCAAUAUAAAAAGGUUUUUAAUGAAAUUUAUAUUCAAAAUCCAUGUGAUAUCAUAUUAGCAAAUGAUCCAUCUGUAAAUUCAUCAGCAUGUUUAAAUUUUAAUAAAAAUAUUUUAUAAGAGGGUUUAUCUAUUGCAAUAACUAAUUUUUUUGAAAAUGCACAAAAUAUGUUACAAUAAUAUUCAUAUUAUGAUAAAAAUGCUGUAUAUAAUAAUUUAACUUUUAAUAUCAGUUCAUAACAUCGUUAAAAUUAUACAUGUAAUAUUUAUAAUACAAGAAUUGGAAAUGCAAAUAGAAAAAUGUAAAAGGUAUUUAUCAGAGUGUGUCAUAUGCAAUUAUUAAAAGAAUUACAAAAUUAUUUAAAUUCACAUUAUUCAGAUUUACAAUUACAAUUUACUUUACUAUUCAUGAUAUUUUGUAUGAUAUCAGUUUUAGUAUAUUUUGUUGUAUGGAUUCCAUUAUAGACAAGAUUUUAUUUUGAAUCUAAAACAGCCAGAGAAAUAUAGUCACUUAUUCCAUUAGAUCUUUUUAAUAAUUGCUAAUCUUUAUAGACAUAUCUUAGAUAAAUUAAAGAGAACCGUUGA
This is a messenger RNA of Paramecium pentaurelia, 4952 nucleotides long. Lineage: Eukaryota; Ciliophora; Oligohymenophorea; Peniculida; Parameciidae. The record is from the annotation of a GenBank genome assembly.